Phascolarctos cinereus (koala) is the source of this 690-nucleotide messenger RNA. It is a transcript of the gene S100A10, whose product is annotated as S100 calcium binding protein A10. Gene Ontology annotation, molecular function: calcium ion binding; transmembrane transporter binding; calcium-dependent protein binding. Gene Ontology annotation, cellular component: cytoplasm. The record is from RefSeq and is a predicted model, not a curated record. NCBI's taxonomy places the organism in Eukaryota, Metazoa, Chordata, Mammalia, Diprotodontia, Phascolarctidae.
CCCCCUGAUCCUCCCUCUCCCCCACCCACCCCUAGAAACUCUAAGGCUAAUAGUGCUUGCUGCAGUCUUCUUUCGUCCCGCUCAGCUGCUGCUUGCUUAGGCAAGGUUUCGGAAGACACUGCCAAGAUGCCGUCUCAAAUGGAACAUGCCAUGGAAACUAUGAUGUUUACAUUUCAUAAGUUUGCUGGAGACAAAGGCUACUUAACAAAAGAAGAUCUGAGAGUUCUCAUGGAAAAAGAGUUCCCCGGAUUCUUGGAAAACCAGAAAGACCCUUUAGCUGUAGACAAGAUUAUGAAAGACCUGGACCAGUGCCGAGAUGGAAAAGUGGUCUUCCAGAGCUUCUUUUCACUAAUUGCCGGGCUGACCAUCGCAUGUAAUGACUAUUUUGUCGUACACAUGAAGCAGAAGGGGAAAAAAUGAACCCAAGCCAAGGAAAUCCCCCUGAUCCUUAUGCAUUGCAGUAUUCUGAGUGGCCAUUUUCAAGAUAUCCCCAUAUAGCUUCCCCUAGGAUGAGGCAGUUGCAUGAGCAGACCCAGGCCCUUAGAAUGUACAAACGAACUCCAGGCUUACAAUUUGACAGCUAGGGAAAGAAAAUAUAAAUAUAUGUCAGAUAAGCUUUUGAUUUUUUUUAUAUUAUAUGCACCCUCUACCCCACAAUAAAAAAAAACGCCAUCCUUUUUUAAUGUCUAA